CGGUAAAGGUAGCAAGAGGCUUUCAGGCGAAGAGUUAACUCGAGAAAAGAGUCUGAUUGGGAUGCUUUUCACGCCUCGAUGCGAGCUUCUAGAGGGAAGCGAUAUGCUUGGCAAGGCCCGCGAGCGCAAAGAGUUGCUGUGCCUGUUCAAACACGAUGCGAAGGAAGGCUACUGCAGAAGUGGCCUCACACCACACGCGCUAAAAGUAGGUUCCGCUGAAGGGCUCGUUUUGGCGUGGGUAGUGUCCACGACGGAAUAUCCCAGGACGACAGACGUUAGUAGGCACGCUCGAUGUGGUCGGUGAUUCAUAGAAUCGACACACCGGGAUAAGGAAGGUUAUAGACAUCCUUGAGUGUUGGGUCGGACGUAUGCAGUUGAGGAAGGCACGGUUCGCCGGAUGUCAUGAGAAGGGAAGGAAAGGAUCGGAAGCAGACAAAGCCCUGCCAUGCACGAACGCUGCAAAUCCUUAGGCGAGGACAGGGUCAAGCGACUGUUGCAGCAUCGCGGCGUUCUUGGGUGCAGAAGCGCAGGUGCGGGGGUGAAGAUGGUGUGCCGCGCACGCAAAAGUCAUUGGCCGGCUGGCCAGCGCCCCUUGACGAAGCGUCUUGCUCCGUUCCAGACUAUGCUCAGAAUUGCGGGCUGUCAAAGUGUCGAAAUCUUGCUGUGAUUAUUGAUAACGGUCGAUUGGACGAGCGUUGUCUGAAACGUUGCUACCAUGUGGGCUUGUCAUGUAUGCCUCCUGCAAUGUGCUCGGCAUGCGUUCAUCCACCCGAACCUCAGGCAAGGCUGGUCAGUCCCAGAUGCACCUUAGACCUGAUCAUACCAACGCAAAUUAUGCGAGAAGUUUGGGACGCUGCUCUAGGCGGUGCUGCGGGCCUGACACGUUCAAUCUGGCAAUCAAUGCGAAGCACACCAAAGAUCAGUGUCGUGGGCUCACGGUAGCAUGCGGAAACGAAAGAACUCGAACUGAAUUCCCCGC
Messenger RNA from Paraphaeosphaeria sporulosa, 979 nucleotides. RefSeq lists its product as uncharacterized. Bases 403 to 942 code for a protein of 179 amino acids. The transcript has a single exon. Lineage: Eukaryota; Fungi; Ascomycota; Dothideomycetes; Pleosporales; Didymosphaeriaceae. The record is from RefSeq and is a predicted model, not a curated record.